UUAUUUAACUGUUUACUAUUUGAAUGAAUUUGUAUUUAAAAUGGAUGAAAAUAAGUCAGAGAGCUUAAAUUCUAUAAAGAACAUAAUCUUAGAUGAGCGGCGUUUAGUGACAUACACAUCCAUUAGUAAAGAAUUGUGCAUUCAUGUAAAUAAGGCGAAAAUAUUUUUGAGAGAAUUUGUUGAUGAAUUGAGAAAGAACAAGCCGAAUGUUGCUCUUUCAGUCAGCUACAUUAUCUCGGGAUCCUUAAAAAACAAUAAACUUCUAACUAUUCUUGUACUAGAAGAAGAAUUAGUAAGUGUGAAAGACAAAUUCAGUACAAUAUUCUUUGAGCAUAUUUAUAGUGUAUGCUACGGCCAUCGUACAAGUAUAGAUAAAUCAGCAUUUAUAGCUAUAAACACCUUCGAAGAUUAUUUGUUGUGUAAAGGUACAGUCAAAAACAAUAUUUGUUCAAAGAGAUCUUAUGAAGAAAUAGGCACUUUAAAAUUUAAGAGCCAGGAAGUACCCGAGAAAAAUCUGAAAAACUCCAUAAAGAAAGAUUUGAAAAACAGUAUUAAAGAAGAAAAUCACAAUACACAGAAUGAAGUGAAAACUAUUAAAGAUCAUGAUAAGAAAACAGAUCCUGUAAAAUCUGAAAUUCCAUCACCAAAAUACAAUUCUGUUACUAACAAUAAAUCUCUUGAUAAAAAAAGUAAUGGAAAGUCUAAUGGGAGUAUAAUGGGAUUUUUAUCAAAAACACCAAAUGUUAAAAUGGAUAUUAGCAAGAAAGAUAAGGGAGAUAUUGAAAACAAAACAAAAAUAACAAAAAAAUUAGAUAGAGAAGAAACAAACAUUGAUGAUAGCUCUAAAACCAAUGGAACUGAAAUUAAAUUGACAGAGAAGAAGUCAGUAAAUAGUAUAAUCGCACAAAAAAAUGAAGCAUCAACUCAAAAAAAAGACAUCAAAGUGGAGAAAAUAGAUAUUGAAGUUAAAGUAAGAAAUAAAAAAACUAACCAGGGGAAUUCUUUUGGAAAGAAACGCAAAAGAGUAUUGCAUGUUUCUGAUAGUGAUAGUGAUUGUGAAAAAUCAGAUUCAUUGGCAGAUGAAAUUACUUUGGAACGUGAAUCUGAAGAUGAAAUUCCACCAACUCCAUCAGCUACCAUUGUCAACAUAACACCUGGGCUUGUUAAUGCAAAAAAGAGGAGAAAAAUCAUAGAUAAAACUUAUACAGAUGAAGAAGGAUUUAUGUUAACCAAAAAAGAAGAAAUUUAUGAGAGUUGUUCAGAUGAUGAAGUGCAUACAAAAGAGAAUGUUGAUAUUAAAAAACAAGUCACCGUUGAAACCACUGCUCUGAAAAAUGUGCCAAUAAAGCAAUCAAAAAAAAAGUCUUCUCCAUCACAAAAACAUAAACAACCAACCAUGAUGAACUUCUUUAAAAAAGUACCAAAUUAAAUACCAUCCUAUGUAACCAAAUCAUGGAAUAAAAUAAUUAUACCAUCAAGAUAUAGUGGAUGCCAGUUCAAUUGUUUUAAUAAGGAUCCAAUUCUCUACGUACAUUUAUAUACUUACAGAAUGUAAUAGGUUAACCUUCAAUAAGCGCAGUUGGCAUUAUAAUUUCUAAAGUUUGUUUAGGUAAAUGGAAAUAGGGAAGACAAGGUUGAGAUAAUUCUGCUAUCAAAUACUCAGUAUUUAUAUUAAAAAGAAAGAUAAAUCAGUUCAGCGCAAUAUUUUCCCAGUUACACUGAAAAUUUCCUUUUUUUAAUUUAGUAACUAGUGAUGAGCUUUUGUAAUAUUGUUAUCAUUAAAAACAAUCAGGAAAAUUUUUACAAGUUCCACUUUUAUACAAAAAAAUGACAACAACAAAAGUAUAAGUAGCAAAAUUUGAAUCUUAUUGAUAGUGAUGAUGGUCUGACUUUGAACAGCAAGUUAGGAUUGCUAAUACUUACCAGUCAUUAAUUUCAUUAUUUCAUGCCAAUAAUUUCCAACAGUUGUAAACCAAAUAUUAAACAAAAAAAAUAUGGCACAUACCGACAUAACAUAUUUUUGUACAGAUAUAGUUUGAUCCCUCCUGGCUGAGCCCUUGCUUACCUACCUAUCCUGGUGAAACUAGGAAAGCCUCCGAGAGAAAAGUAAUCUUUCAAUCCCAAAAAAAAAAAUGUUUGACAGCUUUGUUAAGGAUUAUGGAAUGUGAUCUGAAUCAGAUAAUGUAGAUGAUUGUAACAUCAUUAUUUUUAUACAUUUUGAUAUUAUGUUUUCGAAUCUUUGCACCCUUGAAUUUAUUACAGUUACGCUAUAUAACUGUAUAGCCUGUAAUUCUGUGGAUGGAAGGAUUCUUUAAGAACUUAUUACACUUGUUUUAUGUCAUUAACUUUACUGAAUUCAUUCACACUGCAUGCCUGUGUGGUAUGUAUAAAAUGGCCAGCAUAAACUCAUAUUGGUGUGUCUCUAUUCAACUACAAGUAAAAAUUUAUAAUUUGACGUGCAAUUUUACAGUGUUAUCUGCUCAUGAAGCUAUGUUGGUAUACUAUUUUUACUGGUGGUAGGACCUCUUGUGAGUCCGCGAGGGUGGGUACCACCGCCCUGCCUAUUUCUA
Molecule: messenger RNA, 2570 nt
Organism: Bombyx mandarina (wild silkworm)
Lineage: Eukaryota; Metazoa; Arthropoda; Insecta; Lepidoptera; Bombycidae
Product: DNA polymerase delta subunit 3-like
Source: RefSeq, a predicted model, not a curated record